Equus quagga is the source of this 4163-nucleotide messenger RNA. RefSeq names its product staufen double-stranded RNA binding protein 1 (gene STAU1). The record is from RefSeq and is a predicted model, not a curated record. The transcript is spliced from 15 exons. Bases 542 to 2623 code for a protein of 693 amino acids. Lineage: Eukaryota; Metazoa; Chordata; Mammalia; Perissodactyla; Equidae.
UGUCUCUGGGGGUGGUAAUCAGUGGACAAGUUAACCCAACUUUCUUUGGGGAUGAGGAAAUUGAAGCACAAGGAAAUUAUAGAAGUUGCACAAAGUUUAGUGAAUGGAUUUACGCUCAUCACGCUGACUCAUCACGCUGAAUUUGUAAAAUGCUUUGUUUGUCAAAGAACUGAAUAACUGUUACCGUGCCUCAGGAUUCCUUCAGUGGUUUAGCUCUCACAUUGCUACAACUGAAGCUUUGUCAAAUAUCCUGUUACAAAGUGCUUUGGAGAAACUGAGGUACCCGACAGUGGAUUGCCAAGAGUUGGACAUGUAAUUGCUCUCUGAGUUGGAAUAGAACUGAAAGCCACCACUCAGAAGUUUGAUCAGUUUUAACAUCGUUGGUUGCUACUUAGCAGCGAGGCUGGUUUCUUAGAAACUGGGUCUUGGCACUGAUCUGUUUUGCAUGAAGAUGAUGGUAGAACUUUAGACUUCAUAGCACUGAAUUAACCUGCACUGAAAGCUGUUUACCUGCAGUUGUUCACUUUUGUUGAAAGUGACCAUGUCUCAAGUUCAAGUUCAAGUUCAGAACCCAUCUGCCGCUCUCUCAGGGAGCCAAAUACUGAACAAGAACCAGUCUCUUCUCUCACAGCCUUUGAUGAGUAUUCCUUCUACUACUAGCUCUCUGCCCUCUGAAAAUGCAGGUAGACCUAUUCAAAACUCUGCUUUACCCUCUGCAUCUAUUACAUCCACCAGUGCAGCUGCAGUUCCUUCUAACAUGGCACACCCCAAAGAGAAAACCCCAAUGUGUCUUGUGAAUGAGUUAGCCCGUUUCAACAAGAUUCAGCCUGAGUAUAAGCUUUUGCGUGAGCAAGGUCCAGCUCACUGUAAGGUGUUUACAGUACAGCUAACACUUGGAGAUCAGCACUGGAAAGCUGAAGGAACUAGUAUUAAAAAAGCCCAGCACACAGCUGCUGCCAAAGCUUUGGAAGGAACAAAAUUUCCUAAACCUAUAGUCCACCCUUUUCGUAGCGAAGGAAGGAAUCCAGGUAUUAUGCGUGGGCCAAGACAGGUUCCUUUCAAAAGUGUGUCUAGAGAAAGCAUAACCCCUACUGUAGAGCUAAAUGCACUGUGCAUGAAACUUGGAAAAAAACCAAUGUAUAAGCCUGUUGACCCUUACUCUCGGAUGCAGUCCACCUAUAACUACAACAUGAGAGGAGGUGCUUAUCCCCCAAGGUACUUUUACCCAUUUCCAGUACCACCUUUACUUUAUCAAGUUGAACUUUCUGUGGGAGGACAACAAUUUAAUGGGAAAGGAAAGACGAGACAGGCUGCGAAACACGAUGCUGCUGCAAAAGCCCUGAGGAUCCUGCAGAGCGAGCCCCCGCCUGAGAGGCUGGAGGUGAAUGGAAGAGAAUCAGAAGAAGAAAAUCUCAAUAAGUCUGAAAUAAGUCAAGUGUUUGAGAUUGCACUUAAACGGAACUUGCCUGUGAAUUUUGAGUCUUUCCCUCUGAAACAGGUCGCCCGGGAGAGUGGCCCACCCCACAUGAAGAGCUUCGUGACCAAGGUGUCGGUUGGGGAGUUUGUGGGGGAAGGUGAAGGGAAGAGCAAGAAGAUUUCAAAGAAAAAUGCUGCUAUAGCUGUUCUCGAGGAGCUGAAGAAGUUACCGCCCCUGCCUGCAGCUGAGCGAGUGAAGCCCAGAAUCAAAAAGAAAACAAAAUCCAUAGUCAGGCUACAGAGCAGCCCAGAAUAUGGCCAGGGGAUGAACCCAAUUAGCAGACUGGCCCAGAUCCAGCAGGCGAAGAAGGAGAAGGAGCCGGAGUACAUGCUCCUCACGGAGCGAGGCCUCCCGCGCCGCAGGGAGUUUGUCAUGCAGGUGAAGGUGGGAAACCAUACCGCAGAAGGAGCGGGCACCAAUAAGAAGGUGGCUAAACGGAACGCGGCCGAGAACAUGCUGGAGAUCCUUGGUUUCAAAGUCCCACAGGCUCAGCCCGCCAAACCAGCCCUCAAAUCAGAGGAGAAGACACCCAUAAAGAAACCAGGGGAUGGAAGAAAAGUAACUUUUUUUGAACCUGGCUCUGGGGAUGAAAAUGGGACUAGCAAUAAAGAGGAUGAGUUUAGGAUGCCUUAUCUUAGUCAUCAGCAGCUGCCUGCUGGAAUUCUUCCCAUGGUGCCCGAGGUCGCCCAGGCCGUGGGAGUCAGUCAAGGACAUCACACCAAAGAUUUCACUAGGGCAGCUCCGAAUCCUGCCAAGGCCACGGUAACUGCCAUGAUAGCCCGUGAAUUGUUGUAUGGGGGCACCUCGCCCACAGCCGAGACCAUUUUAAAGAAUAACAUCCCUUCAGGCCACGUACCCCAUGGACCUCUCACAAGACCCUCUGAGCAGCUGGAUUAUCUUUCCAGAGUCCAAGGAUUCCAGGUUGAAUACAAAGACUUCCCCAAAAACAACAAGAACGAAUUUGUCUCUCUUAUCAAUUGCUCCUCUCAGCCGCCUCUGAUCAGCCACGGCAUCGGAAAGGAUGUGGAGUCCUGCCACGAUAUGGCUGCACUGAACAUUUUAAAGUUGCUCUCUGAGUUGGACCAACAAAAUACAGAGAUGCCGAGGACAGGAAAUGGACCAAUGUCUGUGUGUGGGAGGUGCUGAACCUUUUCUGGCCACGAACCAUUAUAAAAUCCCAACAUAUAUACUGAAAAUACUGAAACUGCUUUGAAAAUUUGGAAUUUCUGAUACCUCCAGUGGGCCGAGAGACAUGAUGGGUAAAGAACUGGAGACAGCAGUGGUGAUGAAGGCGGGAACACGAGGAGGCUGCUGUGGCUGUGCUCGCAUGAGCUCUGGUUUGUCCCCACACCGCCGCAGCUCCUGGGGGAAGGCGGGGCCUGCCAAGCAGCCCUGGCUCGAUUGGGAAACCAGCAGGUCCAUGCCCUGGGCACCUCAUUGCUUGGUUUGGUUUUUUGUUUCGUCUUGGGGCUUUUCUUUGCUGUGUGAAAGAAGAAGCAGAAAACAGAAAGCACGACCCCUUCUCAAACUGGCUUACUCCAACACUUUGGGACAAACCCUGGACACCCACGCUGGAGAGGCGCCUUCGACCGGCCCCGGAGCUGACAGCACGAGGGGAAGUGAGAUGCUUCCUGCUUGGCGCCAGCUCCCUUUCAGGCGUGCUACGGCCCCUCACCCCGUGGUCCCCACACCGUCACCACUGCUUUCUCUCCCAAAAGAGAUAUGUAUUCUUAGUUUCAUUAUUUUCUUUUGAUUGAAAUGACACUAUAUCAAUUUUCAUUUGAGAGUUUCUCAAUUGUAUCUAGUUACAUAGCACAGUUUAGAAACUUGUCUGAGACUGACUUUAUCAGUAAUCUAACCGGCGAAGAUCAUAUCCAUGUGUAUGUGGUUAUAAAUUUUUAUGUUAUUGAAGACUAACCCAGGACCAUUUCAGUGAUGCAAAUUGUGUGCCCUCUGGUUUAGCUGAAACAGUCCUGGACUUCUCAGAAAUCUUGAUGAGGUCUCCCACAGUUGUAUAAAUUGGACAAUUUAGGAAUUUUAAACUGUAAAUGAUCAUUUGGUUCCUUUUCUAUUUUAUUUUUGUUAAAUGCAACAAGACAUAAAAAAUGAACUUUGAUCUUUGUUUUAAAGAUUAAAAAAAAAUUGUGUGUCUAUCCUUAUGGCUCUUGAGGACAUGGCGGUCACUACACUGCAGGAUAUGAUCUCCACGUAGCACAUAUCAGGCUGCAGGUGGGUUUCCUUGAGUGCUUUAUACUGUUGGUUACAUCUCCAUGCAGGGCUGAAGAGAAUGGCCUGUUUAUCUCUCAAACUGUGUUGCUUUUGAUGUUGUGUUACUGCGCACGGAAGUGUGUGCAGCAAGGUCCUGCCUCCAGCCUGGUGAAAGCGCGGUGGCCUUGCGAGCUCAGUACGGCUUCGAUUCGUUGUUUACGCUGGAAUUUUUUCUCCCCAUGGAAUGUAAGUAAAACUUAGUGUUUGUCACCAAUAAAUGGUAAUACUAAAUUUUUUUUGUUAAUUUAUUCUCAAAUGCCACUACUGCUAGGUUGGUGCCCUCCCAACCUACCCCUUACCCUUUUUUUUAUUUUUAAGAAAAAGAACUUUGUAAUGCUUGUGAUUCCAUUUGGGCAAAUUCUGAAGAUCUGAAAUAACUUUAUAUCAAACCAUUGAUCAAUAAACAGCUACUAAUGAA